Amoebophrya sp. A120 is the source of this 9545-nucleotide messenger RNA. The record is from the annotation of a GenBank genome assembly. NCBI's taxonomy places the organism in Eukaryota, Dinophyceae, Syndiniales, Amoebophryaceae.
GUCCGUUUCAUGAGCUUGAUGAAAUAAGAUAGAAAAGCACAACUUAGUAGACGACGAGACGCAGAACAAACCUGCCCUGCCACAGGCUGUACAGGUCUUUGGCAGGCGUUCUGCUUUUCACCAAAGAUGUUAGACCCGUAAGGUUCGUCAUUGCUGCUGCUGUUCUUGCCGGCUGGGAGAUAAAGGCAGAAUGCCGGCGGCGGGCGCAGCUUAUUUUCCCGCCGCUGCCGCGCAGCGUUGCUCGGGCAUAGGAACUCGCGGCUCGUUCACCGCAAGCACAAUUUUGGUGCCGCGUUUCCUCAUGCGAGCGCAGCUUUUGUUCGCUGCAGUUUCCCUGUUUUCCGGACCAGACCAAAGCAGCAACAUUUUCUGCGCCACAAACGCACUGCGCAUCGUCUCACGGAACAGGAAUGUUGAGAGCGGCAACACCAGCAAAAGUAGCCAGCUGCUGCAGAGCACAGCACGUAGCAUCAGGAAAACUGGAAGAAAUAACGCGUCGAAAAGAAGCGGCCUAAGACGUCUACUCAAGCGAGGUAACAGUGGAACAUCAGACAGCGUUCAAAAAACAAUAACCGACGGGACAACUACCAAGAAAACGGACCGCAAAGUGCACUACCUUUUUCUCGUGUACAAUCACAUCAACAAUGCCGAGAGCUGGCGACGGUAUUUUCAGCCUCCCUCGUACGGUGCGCAGGAUACCGCAACUGCAGGUGCGACUACAGCGACGAUGUUACAGCAGGAUCAAAGCGCCGCCACCUCCGACGCAUCAUCAUCUGACUGGGCGGCCUAUGUACACUGCAAAGACGGCUACACGUGCCAGAUGCCCCCUUUUCCCGCAACUUUGAUCGAGCCUGUGCCCUCCAGCUACUGCACCGACUAUCACAAGAAAAAGUGUACACGUACACGGUUUGCAUUUUUUCCCAAAAAAAAUUUUUUGGCGCCCCCCUAGCGCGACGUAGUGGCACCACUUGAAGCCUUCGCCCCGGCGUUGGAGAGACUGUCGCUCUACAAUGGUCUGAAUUUACUAUGGGCGCAAGCUUUCAGGGUCGCCGCCCAAGCCCGAUGCAUUUUGGUGGAUGAUAUCCACGAGGCAGACCUGCAAUCCUGGCACCAGAUGGGGCCCCUUGCAUCAGCGCAAAGCAGCUCCCCCUCCAAUGCCCGACAGUGGCCCACCGCCAUGAACACUCCAUCCCCACCCGCCAGGCUGUGUUUGGGGUCGGAAACAUUGAUGGGGGCUGCGGAUUAUUGUUUGGGCGGGAGCCGAACUGCUUCAGAUUUCUCGGCGGGUUCGUCUGGCUGUGUUGUGUCCCGAGAUCUGGGAAAGUUUCCAAAUUUCGGAUGUCCGGAAAAACGCAAAUUUUUGCAUACCUCCAAGGCCAAAUUUUUCAGAUUGGCCAAAAACCGUGUACAUGGAACCUAGCCACCACGCUAUGGCCCAUGUACACGGUUUCAAAAGUAGGAAAUACGCAACAAUUUUUAAAAAGGGCCCAUAAAAACCGUGUACAUCGCAUCUAGACUGCAUGGUAUGGCCGAUGUACACGGUUCAGAGUGUCUGUCUCCGGCCCCGACCACUUCGCAGACCGUGUACAUCCAUCAUACCAUGCAGUCUAGAUGCGAUGUACACGGUUUUUUGGUGGUGCGCGAUUUCGCAGGCAAAAUUCAGAUAAAUUUGCCUCUUUUUCUGCGGAUUUUCUUGACCCCAAGAAAAACCGUGUACAUCCUCUCCAGACUGCAUGGCAUGGUCCGUUUACCUCUUCAAAAGGAGGCCCUUCGCCUGUUUUGAUGGUGGCGACGGUUUGUUGGGUGGUUUUGACCCUCGGCGCAAGGAGAACCUGGGCCACAGGCUGCAGGAGCCGCCGGCGGCCCACCUCCAGGCGCUAGAGUGACAACUCCCGGCCUUUUCGGCCUUCUUUGCGCGGCCCUGAGACGAGGCCAGGAGCAUUGGGCAGAUGACUCGGCUGCUUCUUUCCCCUCUCUGCUGGGUCUUGACUAUGACCUUCGGGCCGUGUGCUCUAGGUUCGCCAGCCUUGCCACACUCCCAAUCUAGCGAACUUCGUAGCGAGUGCUUUCACUGACACAAGUGAACGCCUCGAGGGAGCCCACAAAAAUUUUUCUUCGAAAAACGGGAAAACCGUGUACGUGUACACUUUUUCUUGUGAUACCGACCUCGUUUCGCCCAUGAUCGCGCUGUAUCCACAGGAGAUAUUGAUACAUGUUAAUGUUUUCCCGUACACGUGCAGAUGCGGUUUCUACAUGACAGAACUUUCUGCAAUCCUGUGCUCAGCAUGACAAGUGGCGUGCACGUAGUUGCCGAACUCUGUGAUACAUUUUGUACGUGUGAUACGGGAAAAAAUGUUGUACUGCAUACGCUUUUGCGAAAAGCGCUGGAAAACAGCCACUCAACCGAGGACCAGUUUGUCUUCCAGUCCGACAGCACGCUGCCGGUCAAACCGAAGAAAUUCGUGCACGAGACUUUGUUUCUGGACCCACAGUUGUCUGCGUUCUGCAUGUUUCCCGUCUCCGCUUGGGCCAGAAGACCGAUGCCGGAUCCCAGUAUGCGCGGGGAGAUAGUGUACUGAUUUGACGAGAUGAAUCCUGAAUCUCCUAGGUUUGCUUGUUGUAGUGCAGCGCACACUUCUAGCAGAGGCGGCACCGAGCCGGAAGAAAAAUGAACUGCAAAUGCCAAAUAGAAGCAAUUAACACCAGACGAAUCAAUCAGAGUUAUUUUCUCAUCAUUUUUAUUUUACUUAUACUUUCUUAUGCAUAAAUUGUCUUGCUUUGUUUGCGAGGGGGCAUCAAAAAGUCGUGAUUAUUUUGUCAAAGCUGUCUUUGCAUAUGCAGUGCGGGGUACGAAGUGGCUGCGAAGCAUCACCAGUGGGUCACUCUGUCGCACGCCGCCGCGACCAAACUCGUGGCGAACUAUAACAUCAACGUACAGAAGCUGUUUUCUACUAUAGCAGUACUGCAUCCUCGCGAUAAAGAUAGGGAUCAUAGCGAUGAUCUUUGUGUUGUUUUUUGAUGUUGAAAACGAACCCCCCGAGCUCGAGGAAGUUACAGAUUAUUUUCAUUUAGGACAGAUUACGGCACUGCUGCUGUAAGUAUGAGAAAUAAUUUCGCGAAACCUUAAAUAAAAGGCUAUCACGUAUCAAAGUCUGCUUUCGUCCUUUGGCUUAGUGGGCUGGGCUACGCAAAGUGAGCUGCUUUUUAGUUAUAUAUUUUCAGCCGCGUGCUUUACGAGUUCUUUCUCUUUAGCUCCUUAAUACGAACGAGUCUUGUACUACAUACAGCUUUCGCGUCUGACGCUAGUAGCUGUGCCUCCUUCAACAUCAUUUCAUUCGGAAGUACACAAACAACUCGUAAGCGCGUAGCUAAAUCUUCAAUUUUCGCUUCCAUACGCAUUUGCCUCGACGAAUAUUACAUGUGGAGCGCCCUGGUGCUAUCGAGUGCGAUAGUUUUGGUGGAGACAUCAGAUGAAAGGUUGCAAUUUGUCAAGCAUAAGAGCUCGCUUCUCUACUUGCAUGCAUGCAGUUAUCAGCCGAAAAGAUACGACUUGGUCUUGGAGGAUGUGGCACCACGCUCGGAAUGUUGACAUCAAUGACACAUGGCAGCCUCCUCUGUGCUCAACAUUUAUUUUCCUUCCAUUUCCCAACACGCUGCAAAACAUUCCCGCGGCGGCCUUCCAGCAGCGCACAUUGCUCGACAAAUUCAACUAUGGAUUGCAAAAGUAUCGUACUCGUAUAAAUGCAUUACAAAUUUCCUCAGCAUGAGAAAUAAGAUUUGUAAUGCUGAUCUGCCUUAAGAACAAGAUUUGCAAUGCAUGAUUGCAAUACGAGUACGAUACUUUUGCACAGGAUAUCAACGAGAAAGCGGUGCGCGAAAACCUGCUACCGGCGUCUACGGUGGCGCCGAUAUGCAUUGCAAAAGUAUCGUACUAGUAUAAAUUGCAUCACAAAUUUUUUCAAGAAAAAAAAUGGAAUUUGUAAUGCUGAUUUACCUAUAAAAGGGAUAUUUGUCAUGCACGAUAGCAAUUGCUACGAGUGCGAUACUUUUGCACAGGAUAGCCGAGCGGUGCCGGCAAUGGGUUGCUAGAAGUAGAAGAAACUACUACUCGAGAACAGACGACCAGUACCGGCGCCGAGCGUCUUGUUGGUAUUUGUUCAUGCCGUUCAGGUCGCCUGUUCGCCCGAAUUAUGUGCCAACCGACUGCUCCACUCAAAGCCGCCCUGAAUGCUAAGAGAAGAAAGCGUCGUCCACAUCAGCGACUGCCCGACUUUUCCACCACGAUGAGCUAGCGCCGCCGGUCUUAGCUUGCCCGGAGGACGCUUUGUUCCUUUUGUGUUGCAGCAAAAGUUGCCGUAGCAAGCCCCCACCCACUCCACUAAGCAAGUCUAUAUCAAUGGAUGAUCUUCGAUGUGAACUGUGCGACUUGGAGGUCGUCUCUACUUCAUCUAAAUCCAAGCAUUACACGGAGAAUAGAAGGUGGACUGCGACUUUUUCGACGUGAUAGCCUUCCUCUCAUCUCUGGAUAUUCUAUUGGGGGCUGCAUCUUGUUCGUAUCAUCUGCAUCUUCGGCAAGAUUGAGCAUAGGAGGUCACCGAGCUGCAGUGUUGAUUCUUGAUUCAGGGCCCUUAACAAGUAGAUGUGCCUCCCUUCUUGAUAUUCACAGGGUCUGCAAGACAUGAUGUAUGCGUUCCACAUGAACCAUUGGGCCUUCCCAUCCAACACCGGUUGCCUCGACGAAUAUUACGUCUUCCAGUCCGUCGUGGGUGUUGUCCGGGGGGUAUGACAGUGCACAACUCCCCCUCCCCCUCAUUUGUGUAGCACGAACGGCGAUACAAGCAUCAGCAAGGGUGCCGUGCACUGGAAUAUAGUUCUGUUUGGGCUACCAGAACCUGUCAUGCACACAGUAGCAAGAGGCAAAGGGUGGAUUGGGUUUUUUGCAUGACAAAUGAGGGGGAGGGGGAGUUGUGCACUUUCAUAGGGGGUGACCGACUUUCAACUCUUAGCAUUCGACAAGGCCUUUGACUUGAGCAAAUACGUCGGUAAUUUGUAUUCAUCUGCACCAUUCGAGGAUAUUGACUUCAUACACUAAAUUAAUAAAAUUUGUGCUGCGGAAUUCGCUUUUAAGAUAGAAGUUGCUUUCACGAAGUCCGCGGAAGUCUCUUCAUGGUCGUGAUUUAUGAUAGGAUUCUCGCACUACAACCAUGCAAAACGACUACAUCAGAUCGCUGCUACACACUCGCCUGCUGGAACGUGCCGAGCAACCCGGUCAUACCCUACGUGCAACAACAGUUACAAAAUCGCGGAUUGUAUCCUGUGGUGCAAAAGUUGUUGCAUCUUCGCACUACGGCAAAUUUGAUACAACCUGCAAGAGCGCAUGAGAGAUCCCUUCUCCAGAGCAAUUUCCGCAUGAGAAUAAAUUUUAUGUACGCAUCAUCAAAUUGGGCGACGAGAGGUUUGCAUAGCUAUGCAGUAGCAGUUGUUUAUUCGACGUCUACGCAACCUUCCCUUUCCACCCAGUUGUUCCUCGAGAGAAAAAGAAAACUUUUGCACUGCAUCCCCUAAUCCGGUAUGACAGCGUGACGCGACCGGGAACGCUGACCCAUUUUACCACAGGCGCCUUGAAGGAGCUACGGAAGUCUUCGUUCUUGUUUCUGCGCAAAGUGUAUCAAAUGCAAAAAUGUCUCGGUCUGGAAAAAUGUUGCCAGGUUUGUCAUGCAUAUUUUGCAUGACUCCUGACGUCUGUGAUGGAUGCCCUAGCAUCACAGAUUUUGUGAGGGCUUUCUGAUGCCUAUGCCGCAUGAGAAAUGCCCUCUCGUCGCCGGGGCAAAAACUGGACCGCUGUUGCUGUUCAUGCAAUACAGAUUUUUAUAGCAUCCAAAUCCAGCAUCACAAGUUCGCAUCCUUCCAGACCCAGACAAUUUUGCAGUUGAUAAAGUUCCGGACUCUCCGAAAAUCUUGGAUUCCUGCGAGUCCUUUGAGCAGGGGGUCAGCAGAAUUCUGUUUGCCGAUCUGGUCGUAUUACACCAAAAAGUUCUAUAACGUUACCUCCGGAAUGUGGCAUGCAGUGACACAUGUUGAGAGAAAUCGUGCCCAAAUUUGUAUUGCGUAGCAUGAUGCAUGAUAGAGAAAAUUUGUCAUGCAUGACUGCAAUGCCUCAAAACAAAACCAAAAGCGCUAGCGUUAGCACUUUUUGGCUUGACAGGUCGAGCCCGGGUUGGAAAACAAGGAGACCGACGACAUCUAUCCUGUGCAAAAGUAUCGUACUCGUAUUGCAAUCAUGCAUUACAAAUUUUUUUCUCCAGGUAAAUCCGCAUAUACAAAUUUUAUUUCUCACGCUAAGGGAAUUUGUCAUGCAUUUAUACUAGUACGAUACUUUUGCAAUGCAUAGCAUCGCCUUUUUGACGACGAUAUGAAAGAAGAAAAACUGUGGAAGUGUAAGUCUACAAUGCAAAGCAUGCAACGCAGAUACACUUGUCAGGCCAGCGCCAGCCCUAGCCGUGCAUGACAGGAUGAGGAUUUCUCUGCCAACAUGCAGAACAAAUUUGUGAUGCUGUUACCCCAAGUAAAGAACACGACCUACGCUAACACAGUUUUUUUUCUUUGAUGCACGAAGUACCAAGACCAGUACGUGGGUACCUGGGUUUAUGGAAGCGUCAGGAUUGAAAUCCUCAAAGUUGAAAUAAUUUCUCAUGCAGAAAUUGCAAGGCAUGAAGUGCCUCUCUUGCAGGGAUUGCAAAUGAGGCCGAUUUUUGUGAGCCUGUUUCGGGUUUGGAAUAGAGCUGCUAAAGUAGCAUGACAAAAGACGCCUUCUUUCCCUAAACAGCAUUACAAACUGGAUUCCGGCGAUGCCGAAAUUUGUCAUGCACUGCUUGGAAAUUGGGCUUCCAACUGGUAUCGAUUUUAUGCAUCGCAAGUUAUUUCAACUUUGACGAUUUCAAUCCUGACACUUCCAUAGGGUUGACGUCGCGCACUCGGACACCCGGAUCACGUCGAAAAAGUCCGCUGCGGCAGCUAUCAAAAGGAAAAAUCCCCCCUCCCCAUAUCGAAAACGAAAUGCGUGAUGCUGUAUUUGAGUACACAAAUCGACUUGUAAUGCUAGAAGGCCAAGAGACGCAGCUGUGGCCUCGUCUACAGGCAAUCUGUCAUGCUGUUUCCCACUUCCAGCUGCCCCCUGUAAUGCUGAAGAUGCAAGGCUUUCCUACGCCAACCAGCACUACAGUCCGCAUCUUUUUCCUUCUAGCAUGACAAAGCUGAUUUGUGACCACAAAUCUGCAUCGCAAGUUUCUAUUUUGAGUAUGGGGUGGGGGGAUUUUUCACUUUGAUAGCAGCGCUCGGCCUCGGAGAAAGCGAGAAGAACCGACAGAUCGCGCUGCAAGCGAAAUCCGUGUCCAAAAACGAAGACAUUUGGCAGGGGUAUGGAGUGAUUUGCGGAAGUCACGUCUCCCUGCAGUUCCACGACCAGGUUUUGGAUAUGACAUCUGAAAAAUAAAUCACCGUCUUCAUCAUGAUGACAAAGAUGCGCAAUUAGAUGCAUAAGCAUAUAGAACUUUGUAAAAAAUGAAAAAGGAGCAUGCGGGAGAUUGAAAAUAGCUGGAGCUGCAAACUCAACAUAAUUGUGCAGGGGAAGGAGCUCAUAAUUUCGUGAGAUGAUAGACACGGAUACCCUUAUUGCUCGUGUCGUGCUACUACUAGUACUAGUACUCUAGUCGCUCCAGAAGUCGGUGGCUUUACCUAGCAUAUUGCAGGGCGAAUUGAGCACGAGUCAAACGGGAGCGAGCGGCGGUCUUGAAGCGACCAUUUUCUGGGCAAACGGGGCGCAGUGGAAGAAGGAGCUCAUCCCGGCAGGCGUAGCAGAACAAGCUGCAUCGAGCGACUCAGCAGCAGGCGAAAGUAGCAGUGAUAAAGACGAAAAUUCUAGUAAUGAGAUGGCUCCAACCUUGCCAGAGACGGAGCGAGAAGAGGAACCGCAGCAAGGUGAUGACACAAAACAGAAAAGUUCCGACGAAAGAACAAGCGUCGCUGCACCGGCCACUGCUAAAAAUGCAAAAGACAGCAGCACAACAUCGACAACAUCCUCAGCAUAUGAACUGCAAAAGUAUCGUACUCGUGUAAAUGCAGUGCAAAUUUCCUCAGCAUGAGAAAUAAAAUUUGUAAUGCGGAUCAUUCACCUCAGCAAAAGGAUUUGUAAUGCAUGAUUGCAAUACGAGUGCGAUACUUUUGCACAGGAUACAGCAGAUGAAGGCUCGCCGGCGAAGAGUCAUGUGUUGUCCGAGGUGGUUAUCCAGGAAAAAACACCAAUCCCCAUCCAUUUUUUGCAUGACAAACAGUGGAAGUUAUGCAUGUUUUGCAUGACAAAUAUAUACAUUGGAUGGGGGUGCUGGGUGUUUCUUCCUGGAUAGAGGUGCAAAACAAAGGAGCUACGACGACCACGCCUGUGCAGCCCUCCGGCGCGGAAACGUGGACGAGGACCACAGGUAACGCAGCUCCCGCCGGUGGAGGUCAUGCAGCGCCUACUUCAGGCGAUCCCGGCCCCGAGGCCUCGGCGUCGGUUCAGCAGCUUCCGGGGGCCCUGCCGAUGCAGGUUCUGUUCAAUACGACGGUGAUUGCGGACGUGGACCACGGGAAAAAUAGAAGUAGUGGGAUGAUGAAAACUGGAAAAAAUGCGGAAAAAGGACAAAGAAUUAUUUCUCGCAAAGUAGAAGACACUUCUUUAUCAAGGGUCAUCGUGGAGAAAAGUAGACCUGCAAGAGCUCCUAGUACAACUCCGGGUGUUAUUCCCAUCGCAACUCCAGUGGGAGGUGGAACAGGAGGACGGACAAGGAACGGUGCGACGAAAAUUGUGACGGAACAAAUCCAGGGCCAGCAACGUCGUGGUCGUACUGACAACGACAACGUCGGAACAUCAACGUCGAGGAGUACAAGUACAACUGAAGCUAGUACAGCAUCCGACAAAGAAGUUCUCUCUGGCAACAACUACCAAGAGCAGCACGACCACCAGGACUUUUUUUCCUACAAUCUCCCGGCAACUUCGCCACUCGCCGUGAAAAGUCCGUUUUUCAAGAUUGAGGCGAGCGGAACGGCGGAGCUCGUCACGCAUCACAGCGAAGGCGGCCGUCGAGGUGGACAAUCUCCGGCGGGGACGCUGGUGAGCACCGCCGGAGGCUUCGGGCUCAACGCACAUGAUUUGAAGUAGGGCUUGCUUUGAGAUGAAUGAGGACGAGGUGGAGCGAAAAUAACUAGCUCAUUUUCUUUUCCAAAUAAAAUUUCAGCUUAAUACAAGGGACGUGAAAGUAAGGGCACGGUGAAGCUGAUAGCCUUGUUUCUUGUGUAUGAUUUAUCAAAAUCGAAACUUUAUGGCACGCCGAAGGUAACGAGUGAUAUUUUUUCUGGCAAUGAGGAUCACGCAGCACGGUGUCAAAUGAACAGGGCAUAGGACGACCAGAUCUUCUUUGUUCGAUGACAUUCGUGAAACAGUAUUUUUGCUUUUCCCACGAGUCUAUGUCUAGUUCACCAGAAGAGAGAGAUGCUCUGGCAGUUGCCGC